This is a messenger RNA of Lodderomyces theae, 1221 nucleotides long. RefSeq lists its product as uncharacterized. The coding region runs from base 1 to 1221 and encodes 406 amino acids. Gene Ontology annotation, biological process: mitochondrial citrate transmembrane transport. NCBI's taxonomy places the organism in Eukaryota, Fungi, Ascomycota, Pichiomycetes, Serinales, Debaryomycetaceae. The record is from RefSeq and is a predicted model, not a curated record. The transcript has a single exon.
AUGUCAAAAGCAAGCUCAAAGGCCCCUGGAACGCAUCUUCCACAAUCCAAGAAUGACACAGUUUCAAGCGGGGAUAAUCUACUUACUGCAUUGGUGUCAGGGUGUACCGCUGCCGCAUUUACCGCUACUGUCACUUAUCCUUUUGACUUUAUAAAAACUCAACAACAAAUCAACAAUGCCCCUUACAUGAAAAAAUGGAACAUUCCUGGAAACUAUCCUGCUACUUUGGGCCAAAUGUAUAAAGGUGGUAGUGCAUUGGUUUUGGGUGCGGUUGUCAAAAAUGGCUCGAGAUUGGUUUCGUACAAUUGGGCAUCUAAGUUUAUGUCCAUUGAUUCCCACGACGGGGAGACAAACAAGACAACUGCACCUCGUAUUGUUAUUGCUGGGAUCAUGAGUGCAACGAUUGAGACUGCCUUUUUGAUACCGUUUGAAAAUAUCAAGAUAACAAUGAUACAAAAUCAAUCAUUGAAAAAUGAGUUGACCAGAACAAAGGAUAUAGGUUAUGAUAUAACGGGUACGAAAGUUGGUCACCACUCUCACCAUCAUCCUCAUCAGCAUGACCAUCAUGGAGCAACUGGUAAAUCACUAUUUGCUCGCCAGUACGUGUCACCUAAUUCAUACUACUCGGCUGAGAUUUUGGACACGAAGAAACGCACGGCGCGUUUCCUGGCACCCGCUCCAAAGGGUGUGCGGAACGUCGAGAGUUUGAAGGCAUACUACAAUAAGCAUCCGUCAUUGACUUUAUUUGGAACUAUUAGAGAAAUGUAUAACCUCAAAGGAUUCACAGCAUUCACAUCUGGUACUUUCAUCACUUAUACGCGACAAAUUGCACUCUCAUGGGUUUGGUUCUCAUCCUAUAAUGCUAUGCGUCAAUUGAUCAACCCACAUCAAACCGAAAAUGCCUGGUUUGGACAUAGUCAUACUCUUGUUCAACUGCUUGGGUUGCACACUAUAUCGUCAUUGGCUGUUAUUGCAGUAACACAACCAUUGGAUGUUGUCAAGACACACAUGCAACUGAAGAAUGGGAAAGCGGUGUACAGGGACUCGUUGAGUACAGCAUAUAAGUUGUUCAUGAGACAAGGACCAUUGUCUUUAUUUAAAGGUGCCCUCCCCCGAUUUAUCAAGGUCUUGGUCAGCGGUGGACUGACCGGAAUAGUUUAUGAGUAUGUGGAAAAUGUGGUUAAUGCCGCCGGCGGUCAAACAAUGUUCAAAUUGGAGUAG